AAGCAAAGAUUGGUAUGGGAUUCGAACCAGGAUUAUCCACGUCCGAAGACAAACGACCAGUUCUCGUCGCCAUCCGCUCGAACUGUCAAACCAUCUAAAAUACUCGACGACCGAGUAGGAUAGUGACGUCGUCAAUACUCCCCUUGAAUUAGAAAGAGACUACCGACCAAAUAGGCUCAUUUAUCUCUGUCGCAACCGUCACCCAUUUUAAGAUCGUAAGGCGCAAUCUAGAGUAUAAUAUAUCUAUGCUUGGAACUAUUUCAUGGGCCAUGAAGUAGUUCCAAAUGGUUCCCACGAAAAAGAAGAUGAAAUAGCGAUUAUGGAUAAUGUCAUAAAGCGGUGAAGAUAUGCACGGAUGACUAGAUACAUGUAAAAGAAGAAAACAAAGGCAAGAUAAACAAAAAAGUGAAUGUGACCGUUAAUGCUAGUUUUUGAAAAUAUUUUAAUAUCAACAAAAACUCCCGCAAAAAAGUAGAGUGAGAUAUCUGAAGAUACGCUCAAUACAAAGCAAUUUAAUUAAAAGUAAUUGAUUCAUAAUUAUUCAAGAUGUUUUCUUCGCCAACAGUACAAAUAUAUUUAUCUGAAAAUGCUGAUAGCCACAUCCAGAGAAAGCAAGGAAAUAAUCAUUUGUCUAGAAAACCCUUUAUUGAUAAGUCAAUAAAUGGAAAAUCUCCCCAAGAGAAAAACAUGAAAAAAAUUUUACCUGGUAAAGAUCCUCUCAUAAAACAAAAAAUAUCACCUGAUAUGUCGAAAGUCAUACAGGAAGAUAAUUUUGAUUUAGAUGGAGAAGAUUUUAUAUAUUCUGGGAAAACUAUGAAGGACAACUAUAGUGACAUUUGGCCAUCUCUUCGUCUGGAUAAAGAAGAUAUUAUAAAAAUUCUCAGGAACUAUUCUUAUCCUCCAAAAACCCCACCACCUUUUAUAGAUUCAGAUUUUGAUGAUUUCAAACCAGCAACAUACAUUGAACCAGAAUUUAUUGAAAUGUUACCAAACGAUAUAUGUACUGUAGAGGCACCUGUACUUUUAGAUGAAAGUUUUGAGGUUGAUAUGCCUGAUUUGCAAACAUUUGAAGACCUGGAUUUAACAUUUUAGUUAUAUUUUUGAAAUUUAAUGUUUGUGUUUUAAUUGUAUAUUUUUAAUGUGACUAAGAAAUUAGAUAGUUGAUAAUUUUGUAUUUUGUAAUUUGUAAUAUUUUUCCAAAUAAAUGAAUACUAUUCUAA
Diabrotica virgifera virgifera (western corn rootworm) is the source of this 1220-nucleotide messenger RNA. RefSeq lists its product as uncharacterized. The transcript is spliced from 3 exons. NCBI's taxonomy places the organism in Eukaryota, Metazoa, Arthropoda, Insecta, Coleoptera, Chrysomelidae. The coding region runs from base 547 to 1092 and encodes 181 amino acids. The record is from RefSeq and is a predicted model, not a curated record.